AUGAGCAUUGCAUCACAAAGUAAUUCUCAUUUUCUCUCCAUCAGAUACAAAAGCCAGCGAAUACUCAAGUUUUGGCUCGUCGGUUGCAGCCUUCUUCAACCAGCUUUCGCACAAGGAUACAUUCAAAGAGCUUCAGAGGUCAUCCAAAUAAGAAAAGGCGCUGGCAAACGGAUGGAAAGCAAGAGCGACAGUGAGAGUAGAAGUGAAAAAAAUGCGGGUUUUCCGUCUUUUGGGCGUAAAGACGGAGGUGAACAAAGUGAGAUGAAGCCAUUAAGUCACGAGAGCAAUGAGAACGGCGGAAUUGGAGGUGACGAAAAAGAUACCGGAAAAGGGCUUGCAAGAACCCUUACUCUAACUAAUGGUGUCAACAUAAUUGUUGGAAUCAUCAUAGGAGCGGGCAUUUUUGUGGGUCCUACAGGAAUCCAAGAAGCUGCUGGGUCUGUUGGAGCCUCACUUAUCAUGUGGAUUGUUUGUGGUGUUUGGUGCGGCCUUGGUGCAUACUUGUACGCUGAGUUAGGGACCUUGAUUACCAAAUCCGGAGGAGAUUACGCUUAUAUCAUGGAGGCAUUUGGCCCGUUUAUUGCUUUCCUACGUCUGUGGAUUGAAGCCAUUGUCGUGAGACCUUGCUCAAUAACAAUCGUCAGUAUAACUUUUGCCAUCUAUAUGCUACGACCUUUAUAUCCCACAUGUGAUCCACCACCUUACGUCAUAGAGCUCCUUGCAGGGCUGUUAAUAGUUAUAUUGGGUUUGAUCAACUGCUGGUCUGUACGGCUGGCUGCAUCUGUUCAAGAUUGGCUCACGUAUGCGAAGGUGAUUGCACUCGUAUUGGUGAUUAUCACAGGUGCUGUACUAUUGCUUUUUGGUGGUCCUCAAUACAGGGAGUCGUUUGAAAAUAUUUUCGAAGGCAACUUUCGAAGCCUUCAUUACGCUUCAGUUGGCUUUUAUACGGGAUUAUUUUCAUAUCAAGGAUGGACCUUCUUGAAUUAUAUUACAGAGGAGCUUAUCAACCCCAAGAGAAAUUUACCCUUGGCUGUUAUUAUCUCAUGUACGAUCUGCACUGUUGUGUACACCCUCUUCAAUGUUGCUUUGUACACGGUAAUUUCACCCGAUGAAAUGCUUAUUAGUCCUGCUGUUGCUGUACUGUUUGCUGACAAGGUGUACGGUAAGCUUUCGUUUAUUAUGCCGUUUUGUGUGGCAGCUGCAACGGUAGGCUCUGCGAAUGGUGCAAUCUUAACCAGCUCAAGACUGUUUUUCUGUGGAGCUAGAGAAGGUCAAAUGCCAGUACUGCUGACGAUGAUCAACAAAAGGCUGCGCACACCUAUUCCUGCCGUUGUAUUCACAUGUUUUCUGUCAAUCGCUUAUCUGCUUUUGUCAAGUAAUCUUUAUGUGUUGAUAAAUGCGAGUCAAGUGACAGCCUGGCUUGGAAUCACUGUCGUCUCAUUAGCAUUACUAAGGCUCCGCUGUUUGUAUCCGGAUGCGGAAAGACCAGUAAAGGUUAAUCUCCUGCUGGUGAUCAUAUUCGUGAUUGGUUCGUCUGUCAUAGUCAUUAUGCCAGUAUUUGGAUCUCCUUUAGAUACAGCUUAUGGCUUGGCUAUAAUGCUCUCUGCCGUGCCUAUCUAUGUCUUGUUUAUCGGAAUGGAUGUGAUCCCCAAUUUUAUCAGAAGGGCUUUUGAAAAUAUGACCAUAUUUGUUCAAAAACUGUUCAUGGUGCUUGAUGACAGCGAUUAUACUAAGGACUAG
Cylicocyclus nassatus is the source of this 1740-nucleotide messenger RNA. Lineage: Eukaryota; Metazoa; Nematoda; Chromadorea; Rhabditida; Strongylidae. The record is from the annotation of a GenBank genome assembly.